AUGUCUUUGGUUUUUAUGUUUUCCUCACACAAAUAUAUCUUGUGGCUUGGAAUUUAGCGCAGGACUAAUAUUGACCACUUUCUGAUACUUUUAUGAUGCUUUUGCGUGUUUUUUGAAAGCCAAGUUCAUUAUAAUUGCAUGCAAAACACGAGAGUACGUCACUGAAAUAAUAUUUAAUCCGAGGGAAGCGAUUAGCAGCUGAUUCAUCUGUGUCUUAUCUGUCAGGAAUAUUUAGUGCCAGUGGAGAUUCAGGAGUCACUGAAAUUGUGAAAUAUGGUGGCACUGUAUUGGAUGAGGCUACAGAAUGGAUCAGAACCCAAGUGAGCUACUUAUUCCACUUAUUUGAAGACAUCUUGGAUGUAGCAAUAAUUUAUCCAGGGGACAUUGCCACUGAAGCAGUUCUGCAAAUUUUAAGUGGGAUCAAGACCUUGAAGCUUGGUUUCCCAAAAUGAGCACUGAUCCCGCAGAACUGGCUGAAAUUGUUGUAGAGGAGGCCACAGACAUAAAGACCACUGUCUCUAAUUACCUAACCAGUCUGUUUGCAGUGGAUGAAGGUGGUAUUCCUGACAUUAGCUUUGAUCCCAUGAAAGUUGUCACAGACACUGUUGAGGAGUUUGCUGACAGGAGGGAUAUGCUCUUGACCUAUCUCUCAAACAUGCUCAUGGAAGACAAAGAUGACACACCGCAAGUGAUAAGACGAAAACGAGAAUUUCUGCCCCCUAUGGAAAAAGUUUUUGAACAAGUGAAAGAAGCCAAAGAGAAAAAACCUAGAGAGGAGAUACACAAAAUCAUUCAAGAUAUGAGGGAAAAGAAGGCUGAAGGUGAAGAGGAAGAGAUAACACUACAUCAAAUACACAUAACAGUAGAAAAGGUCAAGGAAAAAAAAGAACACGAGAAAAAGGAGAUGGAAAAGGCUAAAAGAAAAGAAAAAUCCAAGGAGGACAAGACUCGAGAACCAACAGAUGUUACUCAGAAGUUGGUCAAAGCCGAAGAUCUUGGAUGUAUAUUAUGCAUCUAUAACAGCCAGUUUACCGCCAACUCUUGUUUCUAUUGGAUCAUAGAUGUUGAGAUGACCAAGGACAAAACCAAAGCAGUACCUGUAAAGAAAGAAGCUCAAGUGGCCAAAAAAGAGACCAAACCAGCACCAUCUAAGAAAGAGCCUCGCGUUACAAAAGAAAAGGCCAAACCAGCUCGUUCAAAGAAAGAGCCUGAUGUUUCUAAGGAGAAAGAAAAACCACCAACUGCAAAGAAAGAAAAGCCAACAACCGCUACUGUUAAAAAAGAGCCUGCAGUUGCAAAAGAGAAAGUCAAACCAGUGCCUUCAAAGAAAAAUACUGAAGCUACUAAGGAGAGAGUGAAACCAGCCCCACUUAAGAAAGAGUCUGAGGUUUCCAAAGAAAAAGCCAAGCCAGAACCUUUAAAGAAAGAGGCUGAAGCUGUUGAAGAGAAGGCAAAACCAGCACCAGCUAAAAAAGAGCCUGCAAUUAUUAAAGAGAAGGAGAAACCUCCAAAGAAAGAAACUGUAAAAGAAAAGCCCAAACCUGCUUCUGUAAAGAAAGAACCUGAAGUUCCAAAAGAGAAAGCAAAACUUGAACCUUCCAAAAAAGAGGCAGAAGUUGCCAAAGACAAGCAUAAAUCUGUCGCUGUGAAGAAAGGUAUGGAUAAGUCUGUGAUUACGGUAUAUUUCCUUAAAAAAGGAACAGGAUAUGUUAAACCAAACCUGGAUAUCUGGGAGAAUGAUUUUAAUUAUAAUUGAAAUAAUAAUUUGUACAAUUACAUAUAUUAAUAACAAUUAGAUAUUCAAGCAAACAUAAUCGUAUGAAAUUAUAUCUGAAUGUUUUGCAGAACCUGCUGUUGCAGUUGAAAAGGAAAACCAAAACCUGCACCAA
This is a messenger RNA of Sinocyclocheilus rhinocerous, 1889 nucleotides long. RefSeq names its product triadin-like. Gene Ontology annotation, molecular function: signaling receptor binding. The record is from RefSeq and is a predicted model, not a curated record. Gene Ontology annotation, cellular component: sarcoplasmic reticulum; membrane. NCBI's taxonomy places the organism in Eukaryota, Metazoa, Chordata, Actinopteri, Cypriniformes, Cyprinidae. The transcript has 24 exons. The coding region runs from base 449 to 1756 and encodes 435 amino acids.